CAAACUAGCAGGAUGUCGGUUACUUUUGUGCGGAAUUUUGUGCUUCUGAAUAGCUACAGCUAUUCCUCCCAGUUUCUGAAGGUGGGUCUGCAACUUCUGAAUAGACCAAUGCUCUGCCACCUAGGAACCUCCAGCACUUCUGGCCCUCAGCCGGAACAGACCAAUCCCCUGCAGCUGAGCGCCGGGAACUAUAAGUAUCUCCUGGGAGCGGAAAACAGGAUCAAGUGCAUGGAGAAUAUGCACAAGCUGCCGGUUUUCAAGCGACCUCGAGGCUUGCCACCCAGCGACCAUGAGAAGAACUUCUCCUCCGUGCUCAUAGCGCUUUGCCAGGAGCGGGGCAAGUAAGUUCUGGCGCAGACUGAACUUUCCCAGAUUAUAUAAUCCUUCCCCACCAGGGACGAA
Drosophila bipectinata is the source of this 402-nucleotide messenger RNA. RefSeq lists its product as uncharacterized. The record is from RefSeq and is a predicted model, not a curated record. NCBI's taxonomy places the organism in Eukaryota, Metazoa, Arthropoda, Insecta, Diptera, Drosophilidae.